UUGACAUUGAUCCAUGUUUGACUCCUAAGUUUGUAAUUUAUCCAGGUUUAUUGUCCGUUUGUCGGUUGGGAUUGAGAACGUUAAUUACAGUGGAUCUUUAAAAAAAUUCCGGCUGUGUUUUUUUAGUUAAAGGAAAACCAUGGCUCCAAAGGGGAAUAAUAAAGCCAUAACCAAAAAUUGCCCAUCUUGUUCCAAACAUGUGGCAGUUGCUUGCAAAAAUUGCCUUUGUGGCCAUAUUUUUUUUGUUGCAAGAAGAUCCUCUGCAUUAGUGUCCAGAAUGAAAGAGGAAAAUGACAAAAAAACUAGUGUCAGUCCUCCUCCUCCUCCAGAACCAACAUCGUCAAGAUCUCAAUCUGGAAUUAGGCGCACAGAAAGGGUUAAAAGAGAUAAACCAGAUUUUUACAAUGCUUCAGAAUAUGACAAGCAGCGGAAGCCUAAAUCUUCCAGACAGAGACUAGCAGCAAGUGUUAGUGAAGACAGAGAUGAUCUGUUGGGUGACGAAUUUGACCAGACAAUUGGAAAUAAAGGAGGCAGGGGAAGGCGUAGGAGAAAGAGGACUCGUGCUGGAGAUAAUGAUGAAAAGAAGAUUGAAGAUGAUGAAGCUGGUCCCGUUCUCCCUCUCCACAAACAAUUAUGCUUGGGAAUUAAUCUAUGUGAAAUUAAUCGUAAACUUGUUGCAGUCAACCCCAUCUUUUGAUUUCAUUCUCAUGCAAAAUGAUGAUUUAUGUCUGGACCAUUUUAAUACAUAUAACAAUUUGGCUAUUUUCUAAAA
Messenger RNA from Daphnia pulicaria, 772 nucleotides. Its product is annotated as UPF0547 protein C16orf87 homolog. NCBI's taxonomy places the organism in Eukaryota, Metazoa, Arthropoda, Branchiopoda, Diplostraca, Daphniidae. The record is from RefSeq and is a predicted model, not a curated record. The coding region runs from base 140 to 697 and encodes 185 amino acids. The transcript is spliced from 3 exons.